ACCUUCAUUCGUGUGUGAAACCUUCACAGCGGGACACUGAAGAGGUUCAACCUCAACGGCAGCAGAAGAAGAAGAAGAAACGAAUCGGGGAUUGAUUGACUCUUCAAGAAGACCCGACUCUCCUGCCGGCGAUUACUCACUCCCAAGGGCUCACUGCUCAGGCGGUGACUUGAGAUGGGACGUUCUGACGAUGCCCUUGGAAUCCCGGUGUUCGCCUCCUCCGAUCCGCCACUGCUUUCAGGCAGCAGCAGAAACAGCAGCAGCGACCGUAACAGCAGCUGCACUUUGGACUCUUGAGUGUGUAGGAGGGCGUACCUCCAUGCUGUGGCACAGCAGGUCCCCUUUCGUCGGCGCCAGCGGGAGCCAACAGAGCCGCUUCCGCCCGGCGCCGCCCAAUGCCCCUCGGACAGGAUUCAUGGUCAACAUUAUGUUUGCCCUGGUGUUGCUGCCCGCCCUCGUCGUCCCCAUUGCAGGGGGCCAGGGUGAACUAUGCGUUGUGGAAACUCCCUUGAAGACUCAGUAUUUCACUCCUGUGGUCGAGACCUUGGCCCAGUGUCAUGGAUGCCGUUUUCCAGCCCACACACCAACCCCAGAAACCCCCAAGCACACACCUCCUAUUAGACAAGUCCAUAUUGUGCAUGUGGAGGAUCCAGAGGGUGGUGCAGUGGAGGUGGUCAUGGAGGGCAGUAAAUUCAACUCAAAGGAGCCUCCAGCUCAACCUCCUCCACCAGGGGGAUCUUCAAGAAUUGCCCUCGUCCUCUUUUCCUCCAGAGAAAGAGGGGCACCUGUUGUGUUUACAGUCACAGCUCAGGGGCUGGCCAAUGAUACUAAACAUGUAUUCUUGGUAAGUGGUGAAGAUGAGGUGCGAGGUAGUAAUUUGAGGUACAGCAUUGCCCACAAACAGCGACCCACUAAGGAAAAUUUAAUAUCAAGUAUUGAACACAAGUUUGGCUUUGUAUCUUCAUACACCAGGGUCCCCAAGGCCAACAAGAUUAUUCUACAACUCCCAGCAGAUGAUGAAACUGGCCCAGGUUGUGAUGCAAAUGUUGCAGACACCAGUCCUACAGCUGAUUGUUUCAUCUCAAUAGAGCAACCAGUUGAUGGCUGCUACCAUCAUAAUAUGCUGGGUGAAAAUGACAGGGACAUCCACAUUAUUGAAGUUGACGGAAGUAGCAAUAGCAAUGGGAGUCUAGUAUUGUCAGUUGUUGGCAGCAGUGAUGGAGGUACCAGGGCAAUUGGAAUGGCAGGUGGCAAUGGGUUUGUUGUAGAGAGAAACAUCACGCUUGUGUUACGUACUUCAAGACCCACUACUUGGUCCCUCCAUGCAGCCAACAUUCAAGGAACUAUCACCUUGCUUGUGGGAGGUGGUGACCAAGUCGAGAAUACCUCGGUGCCUGGACCAGGAGUGAUUGUUGAGGUUCGGCGACUUGACGUCCCAGCAACAUUUGAUCAGCUAAUUUUGACAGUGCUUACAAAUGUCGGGCCUCCAGUAUCUUACACACGAACAACUAGCCCCAAUAAAAUUACCAUAACUGUUCCACCCAGGAAUGAAAAACACAUUGUGCUGCCACCGUACAUACCAGAAUAUGAACAAACAACAGUAUAUGGUGAAGAUCGUGCAGCUGUGAUCAAUGGAGCGUUAUCGGUUAGUUGUGAUAGUUCCUCGAUGACUGUAGCCAUUCCGCGGAGAAUAUCCAGUCAAGUAGGAGGUAUAUCCAUGUCCUUAUCGGACCAUUCUUGUCUUGGCGUUAUGAAUGAAACUCAUAUAUAUAUCACAGAGCGGUUUGAGAAGUGCAAGUUCAAACGGAGGAUGUCCACCUACCAGACAACUUACACAAAUCAUGUUCAUAUUGGCAUAGGACCGAGUAUUAGUGAUGAUGAGGAUUUUGAUGGAUCUGGCUAUGGUUCAAAUGAUGACGAUGAUUAUUACGUUGCUCAGAUUAAAGUUCAGUGUCAGGUUGGACCGAGAAUCGUAUAUCCCGAAGCACCAUCAACUCGAAAAACAAACACAGAGCCAGCAGCUGGAGCCACCUAUAAGAUGGAUGUAUUCCGUGAUCGGGAGCAUCAAAAUCCUGUCAUUACCUCUGACCUUCAUACUUCAAUAAAUAUGAAUCAACGAUUGUAUGUCAGAACUGUACUUGCCAGUGUGAUGCCAUGGACUGCUGCAUAUGAUGCUAAUCUGCAAAUAGUUUUAGAAGAAUGUUGGCUCAGCAACAGCUCAACUUUAACACGCCCUGACACUCCCCAUGAGACAUUAGUGAGGAAAUCCUGUGCUCUUAAUCCAUCUGUGGCUUUAGAGCAAAGGAAUCAAGAUUCUGGCUUUAGUUUCAAGGUUUUACCAGAUUAUGCCUACUUGGGAUCCUUUUAUCUGCAUUGUCAGUUGGGAAUAUGCUCUGGAGAUCCACUUCCUAGACCUGCGGUUAACAAGUGUCUGCAUCCUGGGCAUUACUGUGACAAAAUUGCCCUGAUGAGGCUGUACGAUAGCCAGCCUUCAUCAUCAUCACUACAGACACUGACCCUUGGACCAUUUGCCAUAACAGAAUCCACGCAAUCUGCUUUAUCAGAGAAGACUGUUCAGAGGAAGAUGAGUAAAAGUGGCAGCAAUAAUGUUGUUAAUGGUGGCUCUGCAAGUGGAAGCUCUACUGAUGAAAAAACCCGAAUUGUCAAUUUGGGUGGGCUGUCAACAGAAGUGGUUGUGGGAAUUGCUUUGGCUUCUUUUGUUAUAGGAGUUUGUCUCACAGCAACACUGUGGCUUAUUCACAUGAAAACAGAUCCACAUCGCCAGAAGCGUCCAGAAGGUGGAGCUCCUCGAAAUUCAGGGUAUGAUUUGUCUGCACAUUCAGGAUCAUCAACUCCAUCAUCUCAGGCUCCAAUGACAGCCUGACGGUCCCAUGGGCUGCCUCCUCUGUGGUCACGAAAGAGUAAACUCCAACAUGCACCAGCUCCCACCACCAGUUGUGUUUAACUGGCUGCUUGGUGUGUAGAUUAAGAAUGUUGAAACAUUUUAUAUAAUUGGUGUAAAACUUAUGACUUUUGAAGUAAGAUUUGAGAAAACGAUUGAAAAUGGAAUGAAUAGGCACCUACAUCCAGUUGUGACCACAUGAUGUGUGGCUGCCAUUUCAUAUGAUUUUGUUGAGUUGACUCCACCCUUUUGUGGUAGCAGGUGUGGUUAAAAAAAUAGUUUUAGAUACUAUUUGCUGCGUACUUUCUUCCUACCCAGUUUCAGUUGCUUCGAAAGAAAGAAAAGUAGCAGUUUGUGAAUUUGUUUGCUGUUUUCCUUAGAAACAUUUCUACAGGAAAACUAUUGGUAUUUGAGAUAGCCAUAGCCAUUCUCAGAAAUUUAACUUUUGUUAUUACAUAUAUUUUGAUUAACCCUCCUCUCUGUAAAUGACCACUAAGUUUUCUCAUGGAUUUUCCAGUUGUCCAUUCUAUACGAGGUAGAAGUUAAUGAAAAUUUUUUGGGAUUAAUUUCUUCCAAGAUAUUUCUUCAGGGGGAAGGUCAGCUACUCCAUCUCGUUCCUAUGAAUGCCAAACUACCAUCUAGAUGUUUUGCAUUUUAUCACCCCAGUACCUUGCACUGUAGUCAUGAGUUACACCAGAUAAUACGGGUAAACGUUUUUAUUUUUUUUAUAUGCCAUACUUUAGUGUAAGGAGUAGCUGAUUCCCACUUUUCUAUUCCAUCCCAUCUCCCCAAAAAGGAAAAUGAUCUGCUACUGUAAGCUUUAGCCAGCACUAGGAAUAGGAAUAACAGCUACUGUGGUGUUGCAUUUAGGCUGAUGUUUGACAAACUGGAAAAACCAUGGAAGCAACAGCCUUUUGCUUUGGGCAGCCCAUUAAUGUGUGCAAAUGCUGUACCAUUUCUUGCAAGUCAGAUAAAUUAAACAUAGUUUUUUCAUGGUCUGAAUGCUCAUUACUGUAAUGUCAUGAUUAUUAGUUUUGUUGUAAUAAUCACUCUUUUUAUCAUUAUUUUUUCUACUGUAUCUGUAAUUUAUACUGUAGAGAUCAUCAAAGCUUUCUGAAUGUAUACUCAGGUCCAUGACUGGUAACUUUUGUGCUCUGUUGAAGGUGCAUCUUAUUAGGUGGCAGUUGACUCUGUAGUACCUGUUGUCCCAUUUAGCUGAGAAAUUGUCCCUUGGAGUAUUUCUUUAUGAUCUUGGAAUAACAUGCUGUAUUAAUGGAGGCCAAAUUCUAUUGAGUAGUGUAUUUACCACCACGCUGGUCUGAGUGUUUGAUGCAUUCUGCAUCUACAGAUUCUGCUCUGGCUUUUUGGGUAGAUUUUAGCUUGUGCUAUCAUCAUGAUGUGUUUCUUUAAAUAGAGCUGAUACCAAGUGUUUGAAAAAAAAUUGAUAUAAAGGAAAAAACACCAAUUGUGGAAAACAAGGUAUUGCUCCCUUUUUAAUUUUAGUGCUGUCAUCAGUUAAUUGAAGUGUGGUACAUAUUACUUUUGAAAAUAUUAAAUUUUUGUAUUUUGAAUUAAAGAUCACUAGAUUUUCUCUAAUAGAAUUACCUAUAUGUAUAUGUAAUAUAACACUUCUUGUGUUAGCAUACCGUUCUGAAAUUUUUUUUUGCUUUCCUGUCCAGAAUCUUAAGUUGUCUUCCUACUAUAAAUGUUCCAGGAAGGCAUUUAGAGUAAGAAGUUUUCGUAAUUAUUUUUUGGCUUAUUUACCGGGAAGUAUAAUGAGAAGAGCGUGGGAUUGGUCCAAUAAUAUCCAUCUAGAUGUGAUGAUGUAAUUUUGGCUUACCUUUUUCUCUGUACCUGAUUCUAGUGACACGAAGUGGGCAGUGAUUUUUCCCAAAUUUAAUUGUUAUAUCAGUUUGGACUUGAACAAAAAUUAAAAAGGAAUAAAAGUCCUUGUGGAUGAAAUGGUUGCCCAUGUCACAUUUUGUUAGACUAAUGUGUGUUGUAGUGGAAGAUGGUGUUGAUUAAGCUUACUGAAAUAAGGGCUGGGUACUAUUAACAGGUAAUUAAAUUAUCCAGUACUUUGUGACUGCGAAAAGGUAAAUAGUUAUUGAUUUGUAUAACAGGCAGAAAAUUGGCUCUGUGUUGUAGCUAUAGUUUAUGUUUAUUGCAUAAAUUUUAAGCUCCUACAUCCAUGAUGAUGUGUUUCAAGUAGUUCUUCGUAGUUUAUGAGACAUUAAGAGAAAAACGUAAUAUUUUGACAAGUCAAGGAUUUCAAUAUUAGUCUUGUGUUUCCAAGGGUACUGCUUUUGUUUAUGCAUUUUAAAUUCUCAGAUGAGUUUUAUAUAAUCUCAUAUGAAUAUUUUUAGUAUAAGGUGUGUUUAGAGUCCCACUUCAAGUACUUUGAUAAAUUAUAAUACACUUUGCUUAAAUUGGUAAAUUAAUUGCACUUCUUACCAUUAUUUUUGCUCUUUUUGCAUGUUUUUGUAAUUUUCCAUGAAGUAUGCAAAGCAAAAUAAUGUAAAAGAUUAACCAGAAAAUUCUCACAGCAAAAGUGUAUUAUCUUAUCAUACUUGCCUUAUAAAUCAAUGAAAAGUCACUAACCCCUGUCAUAAUCUGUAGUAAUAAUUUUAAGUACAGUGUUUUCAAUUGCCUGUGUUGAAGGUCACAUUCUUAAUUACCACUCUGGUAAGAACAUGAGUAGCUCGUACUUACUUCUCCCAAAUGGUCAACUCAGUGGUUUGGAACCUAGUUUUCUAGAGAGACCAUUAUUGUACAUUUUAUCAAACACAACAUAAUCAUUUGGUCACUAUUGUCUUUGCAUUCAACAGCCCUUCUGUUGGAGGAUAUUAAUUAAGGAUGUUAUCAUUGCCUUUUAUAACUUGGCUCUAAGACUUGGAAUUUACUGUAAUUGAUUAUAGUUUCCAAAAUCAAAGGCAUUCUGAGUGACUGUUUUUGCAAUUUUUUCCGAAUUCAUUGUAAUAAUAUGCAUAAUUUUUUUUACUAAUAGGUAUUGUACUAUUGAGAAGUUUAUUUAGUAAUUUUUUCAAGAUUUCUUGAAACCUUUCUGUGUCAUCACCUUUAGAAAGGGCAUUAUGUUGGAAAAUAAUGAGCAGGAUACUUAAAAUUUAAAUGAAGAAAAGGGUCCCAAAAUAGUAAAAAUAUAUAUUUUUUUUAAUGCCAGUGUCAUAUAAUGAAUUUACCUUGUCUUUGUCCAUCAUCAUCAUCAUCAAUGUUUAUACAUUUGCUUUACCCUUUUUAGGGUUAAAAACAAAUCAGAUCUCCAUGUAAACUUCAUGCCUGAACUCCCAUCAGGUUAGGUCUUGAGCUAGUCCCCUUUUUCCAUAUCUACUGCUUUUCUAUCUUUUGCACAUCUGUCAAAAUCUCCACUUAGUGUUUCAGUACCCAUGUUUCUACUGUGUGUAAAAGUGCAGGCUUUUGAUAAUCAAAGUCUGCUCUUUCUACUAAUGAAGUACUAGUCUUAUUGUCAGUAGUCUAGCUCUCUCUUAAUUCACCCAAGCUGCAGCUGUUAUCCUCGCUGCCCUUCAUUCUCUGCUUCAGUCCAGUGUGAUUGCCUACCACAGCAUGGUUUUUCAUUCCCCUCUUCCCCAUUUGUGCUUGUACUUCAUUUUAUGAAUAAAAAUAAUCUCAUUAAUUUAGUCGCCAGCAUCUCUGGUGACACCAUCGGUUACAUGUGGUACACAGUACUGAGUUCAGCCCCACACUUAACAGUAACAGCUA
Macrobrachium nipponense is the source of this 6640-nucleotide messenger RNA. Its product is annotated as transforming growth factor beta receptor type 3-like. Gene Ontology annotation, cellular component: cell surface. The transcript is spliced from 15 exons. Bases 191 to 2884 code for a protein of 897 amino acids. The record is from RefSeq and is a predicted model, not a curated record. Lineage: Eukaryota; Metazoa; Arthropoda; Malacostraca; Decapoda; Palaemonidae.